Molecule: messenger RNA, 777 nt
Organism: Penicillium vulpinum
Lineage: Eukaryota; Fungi; Ascomycota; Eurotiomycetes; Eurotiales; Aspergillaceae
Exons: 2
Coding region: 1-777 (258 amino acids)
Biological process (GO): spliceosomal complex assembly; regulation of mRNA processing; protein phosphorylation
Molecular function (GO): ATP binding; protein kinase activity
Source: RefSeq, a predicted model, not a curated record
AUGAACAAUAUAAAGCCAUUGAAUUCUCGUUUCUCCGCCUUGCUUCGCAAGAAGCCGUUUCCCAUACCUUCUCCCGGAUCACCUUUACCCCCCGGCAUACUCAUUGAUGAAGAGAUCUCGCCAGUAUACGAUUCCAAGUGGUACUUCUACCCAGCGAAACCUGGAGAGGUACUCGCCGAUCGUUACCAAACCUUGGUCAAGGUUGGUUGGGGCGUGUCUUCAACAGUAUGGCUCGCGCGUGAUUUACAAGAGCACAUCGAAGGGCCAGAGAAAGUCGUAGCACUGAAAAUUGCCAAUAACAAUACCAGUUCCGCUAGUCAUGAGCGCGAAGUUGAAGAGCAUAUUGCCACAACAGACCCGUCACAUCGCGGUCGUUCACUUAUCCGAACAUUCAUAGACUCCUUUGAAGUAACAGGUCCAAAAGGUUCUUAUUCGUGUCUUGUGUAUCCGCCUAUGAGGGAGCCGCUGUCGAUGUACCAGCGGCGCUUUGACAACGGAAAGAUGCCACUGCCCCUCAUUAAGACAUACAUUCAUGUUCUUCUUACGGGGCUUGAUUAUCUACACAAAGAAUGCAGGACAGUUCAUACGGGUAAGUUCAUCUUCAGCCUUGCUUCCGUCGGCAAUACUGAGCCCGGCAGGCGAAUUGGGGGGACAUCCUUUUCUUCAAUAGGACUCGCUUUCACAGGAGUCUGGCUCCAAGUAGACUUUUAUCUCGAAUAUCCUACAGUUUUCGAGCUCCUAGAUCCCACUAAUGCACCAGGUAACCUACAUUCCUAA